AUGCGUCCAACAGCCCUCAUCCCCGUGCUGUGCUGCAUAGCAGCCCUAAUCCUCUCCUUCCUAUGCCUCUUUGCAGGCCACAAAAAGGGCUUCAUGGAAGACUACCACCUGCUCACGCUCAACACCUCGAUGAUCGGCGAAACCAUUCUCAACGAAACCCGCUCCACCGACACCUCGAACCCGAUCACCAACCUGCUAAACUCCAUCGGCAACACCGGCAGCGAGAUCAUCAACGAUGCCAUCGGCGAAGUCACGCAGCGCCUGGGCAUCGAGGACUUCUACUCAGCCCACAUGCUCAACUACUGCGAGGGCCAGUACACGCCCACCGAGACCGCGAAUGCGACCGUCUCGCAGUCCGACAUCUCGAAGAACGUGACCGAAUGCAGCAAGAGCAAGGCCAUGUACAAGUUCGACCCGACUCAGAUUAUUGAGGAUGCGCUGAACAGGACUGGCGUAGACGUCACGCUCGACGACCUCGACUGGCCCGAGGACAUUGACACGGGGAUCAAGACGCUGAAUGCGCUCAUGGGCGCCAUGUUCGUGCUUUACUGCAUCGCUAUCGGACUCAUCUUCGUGUCUUUGUUCGCGGCUGCUGCCGCCAUGCUGCUGUCCGGCCGCCUGUCUGCGUGCGUCAACUUCUUGGUUUCGGUGCUGGCGUUCCUCGCCAUUGGCCUCGCUAGUGCGCUGGUUACGGCCGUCAUCGUGAAGGCGAGCCAUAUCAUCAACGACAAGGGCAACGAUAUUGGACUGCAGGCCACCUGGGGCGGCAAGUUUUUGGCGCUGACGUGGGCUGCGACUGCGCUCAUGCUCAUCGUCGUGUUGACUUGGGUGGUCGAGUUCUGCAUUGGGAGGAGGCACAACAAGCAGCCGACAUCCUCAAAGCACGGCUAG
Didymella exigua CBS 183.55 is the source of this 891-nucleotide messenger RNA. RefSeq lists its product as uncharacterized. The transcript has a single exon. Gene Ontology annotation, biological process: fungal-type cell wall organization. Bases 1 to 891 code for a protein of 296 amino acids. NCBI's taxonomy places the organism in Eukaryota, Fungi, Ascomycota, Dothideomycetes, Pleosporales, Didymellaceae. The record is from RefSeq and is a predicted model, not a curated record. Gene Ontology annotation, cellular component: plasma membrane; cell cortex of cell tip.